AAAGGAGCGAAGGAGGCUGUAACGCGUGCAUACCGGUCACCGGACACUCUCUUCCCUUUCCUUUCGCCACCUCAGGCGAACGCCCGAGGUUAUCUGGGUACGCACGGUCUCUGAAUUCUCCGUAACGACACCAGCGCAAAAGGCCAGUCGAUCCAAGGGACGUGUGACACUGGUUCUUCUAGUGGUUCUCAUGGCCAUUAGUCCAACGUAUUACCAUCUUUAUGGGCGUUCUGUCGUGUAUUGAAAAUUAACGUGUUCACUGCUCUCGCAGGAGUUCGGAUCACCACAACUUUUCGCACCUCCUAUACUUUCAUUCUAUACAUCUCUGUCAGGAAUGUCGCGAGAUUAUGAUAGACGAAGAGGAGGUAGCGGUAGUGGUAGCAGCUCUAGUAAGUUACGGAUGGAUACUAGUGUAUCACAACCCAGGCCACAUGGUGAGAAUUCAGGAAAACGAAGAGAAUUAGAUAGUGUAAUGAGAAAGGCACGCGAAUCUCAAUCAAGUUAUUGGAACAAAAAGCUCUUAGAAGUAGAGGAACGUGAUCCAAACAGAUGGCGGCACAGUGGAUAUAAAGAAUUAUAUGUUGGUGGCACAACAAGCGGAGAACCUAGUAGGGGACAUCCUCGAAGUCCAAGAAGUCCUAGGCCUCGAAGUCCUCAUAUUCCAAGACCACGUAGUCCUAGAACCAGAAGCCCGCGUUCACCACGCGAUAGAUCACAUACGAGAGGAAGACCUACGCGCAGUCCAAGCACAGGAAGUACUUGCUCAGAUCGGUCAUGCAGUGUCUGUUCACCAAAGGAGAGACGACGCAUUGCUCAGCCUUCUCGUUCGCGUUCAAGAUCGCUGACACCAGUUCGAGCUCGUGCACAUCCAAAAGAAGUACCAUCAAGUUCACGAGUAAUACCAACUCGUACUAGACCAAGGUCACCUCCUUUGCCACGUCCACAUACACCUCCACCCACGCCACAACCGCCACCACGUCAUCAAAAGGACUAUAAGACGAUUAAAGAAAAAGAAACCAAAGUCCGACGUAAAGAAAAACAUCACGCCAGAAUUCCGGAAGAUCCACGAGUUCCAGAUCCUAUUCCAUUGAUGCGUAAACCUGUAAAGGUAGAAAAAACUCACUCAAGUCAUGGAUCAACACAAAUGAUCAGGCCACCUCCCGAAUCCUCACCUAGCGAAGAUAGUGACAGUUCUUCCGCAACAUCACAUGUGGGCCCACCUAGAAUGACGUUAUCAGAGCGAUUUGGUAAAAUGGCACAAUGGAGCGUAGAUCGUAGAGAUAUGGAAAAUAUGCGUAUUACAAAAGAUGGAGAAAACGCGAUGAAAGUAGUAAUAGAGGGUGAAGAAAGAAUUGCAAGACUAGGUUAUGAUUCCCCACCACCAGGACAUUAUCCCGAAUCACUUUUAGCACAAGGCCCAAGAGGUUUAGAAUGUUGGGAUGAUGUUCGUGUUAGAUAUGAUUAUUACAAAGCGAGAGGAUACCUUCGAGAUCUUACUUUAGAUGAUUAUAUAAAAUGGGAAGAAUGGUGGUAUAAGUAUCAAGAAUGGUUAGAAGCAGAACGUUUUUACGAACAGUGGGCUUCUUCAAACCGUCCUUCCGGUGGAACUCGAAAGAGGCGUGGGCGACGUAACAACACAGCCCAUUAAAAUUUCAUAAACUCAUUACAAGUCAUUCUCGAUUCAUAGACAUUAUCAUUAAUAAAUACUGUAAUAUUUGUUGUGCUUAGAAAGGCGUGCAAGUGUGUAAAAGCUCUAUGCAGAUACGCAUUCUUAUAGAAAUUAAAAAUUAAUUCUUAUACGUGGUCUUAUACGUAUAUAUAAAUGAAUAUGUACGCAUACGGAUACGUAUAUGUACUAAAAGAUAUGACUGUCUUGUAAAGAACUUCAUUUUCAUCGAUUUAUCAAGUAAAAAAUUAAUCUACAAAAUUUUCGUAUUUCAUUUAAUUAUUU
Frieseomelitta varia is the source of this 1951-nucleotide messenger RNA. Its product is annotated as serine/arginine repetitive matrix protein 1. The record is from RefSeq and is a predicted model, not a curated record. Lineage: Eukaryota; Metazoa; Arthropoda; Insecta; Hymenoptera; Apidae. Bases 335 to 1648 code for a protein of 437 amino acids. The transcript is spliced from 5 exons.